CGCUGCUCGGUGUCUCUCUGCUCGCGCUCGGACAUCAUUUUUAACCCCCUGAUCGACUGGAGACGGGGUUUUCUUAACGGCUGCAAGAAUGUGACGCCUUUAUGUUUUCGUUUUUUUUUCUUUUUCACCUCCGUAAAUGACCGAGCAGACGAUCUUGAUUGAUCCAGAUUUUUGUUAUCACUAUUUCGUUCAUCAUCUGUCCCCCCUCAGUGCGGAAUACACCUGGACUGGUCUCGGCGUUGCCGUCCGGGGUGAGGAGGAGAUUUCAGGGUUGUUGUUUUUUUUUUCACCCGGAGUGGGAAAUAAUAUGUCCAGGCGAAAACAGACCAACCCCUUCAAAGUUAACUGGCCAUUCCACACUUCAGGCAUCACAGGACUUCAGCACACUAUUAACAUGGAUGGCAGGGAUGAAUUCACCGAAGACAGUGAAUGCUGCAGCAACAACUCGCAGGAAGUCCAAGGGCAGGAUAGCAUCUCAGAAGACAGCGAUAGUGACCUUGACAACCACGGUGAAGACUCGUCCUCCAACACCUCCGCUGACGACCACAUGACCACCAAGAGAACACAGUGCCGCCUACAAGGAGCGGGAGUCAAAGAGGAGAACGAGGAAGGGGCAGACCACAUCAACAACUUUGUUUGUCCUCUCUGCACGCUGGAUUUCAGCAGCCCUGAGAAGCUCAUCUCCCAUGUCUACCAGCACACGACUAUGAUGAGCAACACCAAGAGCUAUGUGUGCCCAGUGUGUGGGCGAGCCCUGAGUUCGCCUGGCUCACUUGGACGGCAUCUUCUAAUCCACUCCGAGGACCGCCUCUCCAACUGCGCUGUCUGUGGCACACGCUUCACAGACACCAACAACUUUAACAGGGAGAAGCUUAAAGAGGUCCUCGACACAACCAGGAUGGAUGUCACUGGUGGAAGGGACGUCUGUUCCAUGUCCCACUCUCUCUCCAGCAGCCCCAUGGACAGCCCAGGUCCCGGCACUCGCUCCUGCCACGGACCAGGCCCCAGCCCGAGUUCAUGUCAGGGUCCACGCUCAUGUCAAGCACCAGACUCCAGCCCCACCUUAUGUCAGACCCAUCGUAUCUGCCAAGGGCCGGGGCACAUCCCGAGCCAGUGUCAAGGCCCCAGACCAUGUCACGGUCCUGGCUCGGGAUCUGGACCAUGCUCAGGCCCAGGACCAUGCACGGGCUCUGACCAAGGACCCUCCUUUCCCUCACUACCGGACAGUCUCCUCUCUGAAGGGCCAUCACUCGCAUCUAUUCCUGAUGCUCUUAACUCCUCCUCCUCAGGCCUUCCUCCUAUCCCUGACAUCCUGAGUCCUAUGCCGGUGUAUCCUGCCGGGGUCCUGCUGGUGUGCAACAGCUGCAUGGCCUAUCAGCAGUUAGUGGAGGCCCAGGCUCCGAUGCGAAAAUGGGCUCUGCGUAGGAAGAACGAACCCUUGGAGGCUCGCCUGCAGCGUCUAGAGCGCGAGCGCACAGCAAAGAAGAACAAGCGGGCGUGUGAGACGGAAGAGGAGAGGGAACUGAGGAGGCUGCGGGACCGUGAGGCCAAACGCAUGCAGCGGAUGCAGGAAACGGAGGAGCAGAGAGCACGCAGGCUGCAGAGAGACAGGGAGGCCAUGCGUUUAAAGAGGGCCAACGAGACGCCCGAGAAGAGGCAGGCCAGGUUGAUCCGCGAGAGGGAGGCAAAGAGGAUCAAGCGACGGCUGGAGAAGAUCGACCCGGCUUUGAGGACACAGAUAGAGCACGAUCCUGCUGCGAUGGCUGCCCUCACAGCAGAUAUGAGUCUCUUUCAGUUCCCCUGCCCUAUGCCUGUCCCUUCCAUUGAUAAUGGUCUGUUCAUGAAGCUGCCCUAAUUGGACCAGGCCACCGGGAAAGGGGGACGGGGGAGGGCGGUAGGCGUCAAACUGGCUUGUACACGGCAUCAUUAACUCAUUAACCUCUGCACUCCGCCAUCAGGCUGCCAUGGUCACAUCAAACCAUUCCUAGCUGGUUUACUCCCAGCGAACAGCUUCACACACAAACUGCUUUGUUAAAUACAACAAAAACUACAUCAGUUUCUAAUUUAUUACAGUCUAGAAAACCUUGGGAACAGAGUUGAGAAUGUUUCGUAUUGUAUGGAUGAUGACGUAAAAGCAUGUUGUAAAGAGAUUUAUCUGUUUGUCAGUGGACUAGCAGGUUUAACACAGUUCAUUCUGGUAGGAGCAGUUAUACUUCCUUUGAGGAAAGAAAAUCUUUUGCACAUGGACCUUCAGUGACGGGAGCGGGGGGACUUUGUAGCCACAGCCCCCCUCCUCGCUGGUCCACUCCGCCAGCCCAGUGACUCGGGUUUACCGGUAGCUACACCUCUCUCUCUUCAAGCUGCCACCGUGGGUCCCUGGGAAAGUUCAUAUUCAGUCAAACUACUACCUCAGCUGGCGCCGUGGUUGCGCCCUCUGUCCUGUGGCUUACUGCGUUCCAACUCCAAGCUUCCAAAGCUCUAUAUGUACUGUACACUACUACAGAGGAUGCGGGUUGUUUUCCACAAUUUGUGUUUGCAUUUAUCACUCAGGCACUUUUAAUAGGACACAAACAUUCACAGGAGGAGCAACUGAUUUACAAACACACCAUGUGUAUUUCCCAGGUUUGAUUAUUGAUUAUAACGUUUGUUAACAGAUAAACUCUGAAUGUUUUGUCCUAUUGAACACGCCCAGUGUCGAGCAACAUUCCCCCUCAUGCCCUGUUUUGUACAUCUUAAUGCAUUUGCCUCUUUAGAUUCUCUUUGCCAAUAUUUGAAUCUAUCUUCUUUUCUUCAUGCUGUUACACUCUGAGUAUUUUGCCAAUGUUACUUAUUUUUUACUUUCUGUUACAGAGCAUUUCUUGGGCUCAUAGAAACUCAGUCUGUGCUGCUGUUAUUGUACUGUACAAUACAUUAGUUACCUCUUACAUAUUUUUUGGGCUCAUUACAUUAAGGAAUAAAUGUUAAAAUGUUCCAUUAAGUGGUUACAAUGAAACAGGACCUUAUAUGUUGAUGCUGACCACAGAAUUUGUCCCAUUACUUGAAUUCUGCCAGCAAAGAUGCAUUUGUUUUCCUGAUUAUGGGUAAAUUACAACAUGAAACUGGGUUGUUGUUAUAUAGAGGAUCAUACGCAGGCAAUGCAACCUCUGCUUCAUGCAAAUUGUGUAGCAUUCACGUGCUUUGUAAGGCUGCAGUACCUUCAGAAUGUGUAAACAGUACCACUUAAUUAUUAUUUUUCCUGUCAGCAGAAACAAAUUUAUCGAGUAAUAUGAUAGGUGGAGAUUAUUUGAAACUCAUGUACCUGUUUUUUUUUUUGUUUUUUUUUUUGCCCCCCCCAAUCCGUUACUGAGCACUGAGGCUUAUUUCACGACACAUGCAACCCAUACCGGGAGAGAGAUUUUAUUCAUCUAUAUUCAUUAACCUCAUUCCAGCAACAUAUUUAUGCAAUAUGAUGUGAAUAUAUUUUUCUUGUGAAAAUGUUUGGUUUACAUUGUUUUACGUCGGUGGUAUAAAAUUGUUUUAAUGUUUAAAUUAGAGGCCAUGUUUGGAUAUCUCUCGUUUCUUUUCCUGCCUGUAAGGUUACCUCCACUUUUUCUUGACUUCACUUCUCCAGAUGCAAACAUUUACAGUUUCAAAUGACAGGGACGAGUACUGGUUCUGUUUGAGUCACUCCUAGACGAGAGUUAAUCUACCUGGCUGUUUGUUACAGCGAAUGUAACAAAGAAAAAAAAAAUUUUUUUCUUGUUUGUUUCAUCCUCAGAGGCUUUUCUAGGAGUGCAUCAAACCUCUAUGCAACAGAUGUGUUAUUUAUUCCAAGGGAAAUUAAUUCACUUUUCACUGAAACUAUGCAGAAUGCAACUUUAAUUUAAACGGACUUCAAUGUAAAGAGUUUAGCUUCUCAGGCAAUUUAACUCAGUGAGAGGGCUCAGAGCCUAGCUACAACACCCUGGUCCAUAAGAAUCAUUUAGAGAUCUAUCAUAUGAUGUGAUGGGGACCGUUUGUCUCCUGAAAAUGUGUUUUCUCUUCCUAGUUCAGCACAUGAAAGCAACAGGGUCUCACUGCCAUCCUUCUCACGACAUACUGUACCAAGGGCAGAUCAGUGCUCUCGACAAAGGCUUCAGGUGUCAUUUCUCUCUUCUCUCAGACUAUGAAUACUGGGUAUUCUCAGAGGUUGCUCUUUGAAAUUGCUGUGAUCCCCUUUGUCCUACAGUGGAAUAACAGGACAGAAAACUUCAGCGUCCGUGGUCUGACAUUCUAUUGCAAAGGAAGUACUAUGAACUCUGAAGUGAUGUUGGUCUUUACGAGCAGUACUUUCAGUAUUGAUUAGGUAAGCACUGCAUGUCGUGAAACUGCACUUGUCCUAGAAUGGUUCGAUAUGAGCUUGUGUUCUACUGUUAGUUUAUGCCUGCCUGUUUUUUACAGUUUAAAUCAAAAGGAAAAAAAAAAUGUUAAAAAACGUUGGCCUUUCUAUAUUAAUUCUAUCAGGAUUUUCUCUCAAUGUCCAUGUUUACAAAAUAAAUCCAACAAGGCCAAAUGAAUGAGCUAAACUGCUAAUGAGAACAUUCAUGCUAGCUGUGAUAUCAAUGCAUUCUGACCGGAUGGCCCCUUGGGAACGCCAUCCUCUGUUACUGGAUUAACAGAUGUACAGACCAUGAUGAAACCUGGUGAAGAAUGUGGA
Molecule: messenger RNA, 4675 nt
Organism: Toxotes jaculatrix (banded archerfish)
Lineage: Eukaryota; Metazoa; Chordata; Actinopteri; Toxotidae
Product: zinc finger protein 821
Exons: 6
Coding region: 137-1855 (572 amino acids)
Biological process (GO): regulation of transcription by RNA polymerase II
Cellular component (GO): nucleus
Molecular function (GO): RNA polymerase II cis-regulatory region sequence-specific DNA binding; DNA-binding transcription activator activity, RNA polymerase II-specific
Source: RefSeq, a predicted model, not a curated record